AUGUCGCACAUCGACUACGCCCUUUACGAAAGCCCCGUGGGCUAUGCCAUCUUCAAGGUGGUGCAUCAGCAGGAUGCGGUUGGCUUGAAGUUGAAGGAUACCCAGGCUGCUACUAACGAUCUCGCCAAGUUUGGCAAGAUGGUUCAGCUGACCAACUUCAGCCCUUUCAGGGGUCACGUCGAGGCUCUUGAGAACAUCAACCUCGUCACUGAGGGUAUCGUCUCUGACUACCUCAAGUCUGUCCUCGAACUCAACCUUCCCCAGACGAGCGGCAAGAAGACCAAGGUCGUCCUCGGUGUUUCCGAGAAGAACCUCGCUGGUGCGAUCAAGGCUCAAUUCCCCGGCCUCGAGUGCGAGACCGCCGAUACUUCUGACAUCGUUGGCGACGUGAUUCGCGGUAUCCGACUGCACGCCGAUAAGCUUCUCGGUGGACUCAAGUACGGUGAUGUCGAGAAGGCCGGUCUGGGUAUGGGUCACGCCUACUCCCGUGCCAAGGUAAAGUUCAGCGUCACCCGCAACGACAACCACAUCAUCCAGGCCAGCGCAACCAUCGACUUCCAGGACAAGGGUGUCAACCAGUUCUACAUGCGCGUUCGCGAGUGGUACGGCUGGCACUUCCCUGAGCUCGUCAAGAUUGUCUCCGACAACUACACCUACUGCAAGCUCGUCCUCGCCAUCGGCGACAAGAAGAGCUUGAACGACGACAAGCUCCACGACAUUGCCGCCCUCGUUGAGGAGGACGGUGAGAAGGCCCAGGCCAUCAUUGACGCCGCCAAGGUCUCUAUGGGUAUCGAAAUCUCCGAGGCCGAUCACGAGAGUAUCAAGGCAUUCGCCGAGGCCGUCGUCAAGCAGGCCGACAACCGCAAGUCCACCAACCUCUACCUUGAGAAGAAGAUGGGCGACAUCGCCCCCAACCUGCAGACCCUCAUCGGCACUCCUGUCGCCGCCCGCCUCAUCUCUCACGCUGGUUCUCUGACCAACCUUUCUAAGUACCCUGCCUCUACUCUCCAGAUUCUCGGUGCUGAGAAGGCUCUCUUCCGCGCUCUCAAGACCAAGAGCAACACCCCCAAGUACGGUCUCAUCUACCACAGCAGCUUCAUCGGCAAGGCCGGUGUCCGCAACAAGGGUCGUAUCUCUCGAUACCUCGCCAACAAGUGCAGUAUUGCCAGUCGUAUCGACAACUUCUCCGAGGAGCCCUCCACCCGAUUCGGUGAGGCCCUCAAGCAGCAGGUUGAGGACCGACUAGAGUUCUACGCUACUGGCAAGAAGCCCGCCAAGAACGCCGACGUUAUGAAGGACGUUAUGGACAUCAUGGACGGCGGCGACAAUGCUGGCUCCGACGAGGAGAUGGUCGACGCUCCUGUUGUCGAGAAGAAGUCCAAGAAGGAAAAGAAGGAGAAGAAGGACAAAAAGGAGAAGAAGGAGAAGAAGCGCAAGGUAGAGGAAGAGGACGCCCCCGUCGAGAAGGAGGACGACGGUGAGAAGAAAAAGAAGAAGAAGAGAAAGUCCAAGGCUGCGGAUGACGAGUAG
Fusarium venenatum is the source of this 1530-nucleotide messenger RNA. The record is from RefSeq and is a predicted model, not a curated record. NCBI's taxonomy places the organism in Eukaryota, Fungi, Ascomycota, Sordariomycetes, Hypocreales, Nectriaceae.